This is a messenger RNA of Malurus melanocephalus (red-backed fairy wren), 6065 nucleotides long. It is a transcript of the gene RNF216, whose product is annotated as ring finger protein 216. The transcript is spliced from 18 exons. The record is from RefSeq and is a predicted model, not a curated record. Bases 322 to 3132 code for a protein of 936 amino acids. NCBI's taxonomy places the organism in Eukaryota, Metazoa, Chordata, Aves, Passeriformes, Maluridae. Gene Ontology annotation, molecular function: zinc ion binding.
CCGGGCCCGCCCGCCCCCUCGUGCCGCUCUGUCCCUCGCUGGCCGUGUCUCUAUGGUGCGGGGCGGCGCGGUCACGUGUGGCGGGCCGGGCGGAAGCGGCGGGAGCGGCGGUUAAAUGAAGCGGGGCCGGGCGGAAGCGGCGGCUCGUGUGGGAGCACUCUGUGCCGUUGGGACAUCRCGACAUUUCAGGCAUCUGCUGUGGGAGCCGCUKCAGGAAAGAAACCCCAAACACAGCUGUCCUUGGAGCUGAGGGAUCAGUUUCCUCAUGUGAGCCCGACUGCCAUGCUGGGGCAUUGACACUUUUGGGUACAGCUGUUUAAAAUGGCAGAGAGAGGUGGGAAUGAAGAAGUSAUUAACUUGAGCAGCUUCAGCAAUCACAGAGGAAAAGACUGGAUAAACCACAGGGAUGAAAGUCUUAUCACAAUAUCGGAUUCCUCAGAUGAAGAAUUGCCCUUAUUGCUGGAAAUGCCAGAAAAGCAGCAGACYGAGGAAGAUGAUGAUGAUGAUGUAGUUAUCUUAGCAGAGACCCCAAAGCAGCAGCAGCCUCUGCGUCCCAAUGUCAUCAGACCUGCUGCUCCAUGGCAGGGUGCAAAAACUGUGGGAGAAGGAGGAUUUAAAAGUGCUGUGGAGCCUUCGAUGAGCACAGAUCUGCAGGAUGGGCCGGAUUCAGCUGUGCCCUGUGAGGGAGAUGGGAAUGACCUCGUGGUGGAGAGCAGUGCUGGACCAAGCAGGGAAUGGAGUGCAGAUGUUACCCUGCAGCAGCCUGGACCAUCUGAGCUGAAUGGCCCCAGCCUUGAACUUACARGUAACCAGGAGCCUGGCCCGAGUUUGCUGUCACCAGUAAAGAUGAGUCCACAGGCUGCUGCUAACACAGAAACCAUUUGUCUGGGGAAUGCAGACCUUCCACCUCAACAGGAGGAAAAGAUGGAAGCUCGGGAACAGCAAGGAGAAAACUYGGAGCCAGAGCAGAAACUUGAAGAAAUUGCUGCUAAAACUACGAUGGAGCACGAGGAGAUCCAGGAGAACAACCAGCUGCAACCACAGCGCUUCCCACCAGUGCAAGAUGAGCCACGGGCUGUAGCAAAUGGUUGUGUUCCUCAGCAAGGRCAGCCAGAGGCAGAUCCUGGCUCCUUGAGGGCAUACGGAGAGAAGGCUCCUGGACCUGCCUUCCCCCGGCCGGAGCCGCAGCAGGACGGGAUCCCAGGCCCUGCCUCCCCGCAGCCGGCACAUCCCCCCGAGGAGGAAUCGGGUCAGCCAGCAGGGAGAGACAACGCGCGGGAGCAGCCGGGGCCCGCCUUCCCCGCACAGGGAUCGCAUGAACUUGGCUCGGGGGACGUGCCAGAACAAGGAGCUGCUGGGCAGGAGCAGGAGCAGGACCUCACUGCGCUGCUCAUCAGAGAGACAGAAGCAAGAUUUCCAGAUGUGAAGAAAGAAUAUAUUGAAGAAUUAAUCAUCAUCAAGAACUGCUAUGACUUAAAUGUACUUUGUAACUUUCUUCUGGAAAAUCCGGAUUACCCAAAGAAGGAAGGCAGAGUGGUUUUAAACCCCAGCAGCAGCCUGCUCGCCAGCCAAGAUGAGACAAAGGUGCCUAAAGUGGACUACUUUGACUUUUCCAAACUUGCCCCCCUUGACCAGCGGUGCUUUAUUCAGGCAGCUGAUCUCCUCAUGGCAGACUUCAAAAUGCUGAGCAGCCAGGACAUCAARUGGGCACUGCACGAGCUCAAGGGACACUAUGCAAUCACACGAAAGGCCUUUUCAGAUGCUAUCAAAAAGUGGCAGGAGCUGUCUCCUGAAACCAGCGGGAAACGAAAAAGGAGGAAAGAAAUGAAUCAAUAUUCAUAUAUAGACUUCAAAUUUGAGCAAGGGGAUGUGAAAAUUGAGAAGCGCAUGUUCUUCCUGGAGAACAAGAGGCGGCACUGGAGGUCCUAUGACAAGCUCUCCCUUCUCCCACCAGUGCUACUGGAGCAGGAAUUCUAUGAGCAGAAAGUGAAAGAGAUGGCAGAGCAUGCAGACUUCCUCUUGGCUCUGCAGAUGAAUGAGGAGCAGUAUCAGAAGGAYGGGCAGAUGAUCGAGUGCCGCUGCUGCUACGGAGAGUUUGCCUUCGAGGAGUUGACUCAGUGUGCAGAUGGUCACUUGUUCUGCAAGGAGUGCCUAAUUAAAUAUGCUCAGGAGGCAGUUUUUGGCUCUGGGAAGUCAGAGCUCAGCUGCAUGGAAGGCAGUUGCACGUGUUCCUUCCCCACCAGUGAGCUGGAGAAAGUGCUUCCAGAGAACAUCCUCUGUAAAUAYUACGAGCGCAAAGCCGAGGAGGAGGUGGCUGCUGCCUGUGCAGAUGAGCUUGUCAGGUGUCCCUUCUGUAACUUCCCAGCUCUACUGGACAGCGAUGUGAAGCGGUUCAGCUGCCCCAACCCCCGCUGCAGAAAGGAAACAUGUCGGAAGUGCCAGGGGCUGUGGAAGGAGCACAUGAACCUCACCUGCGAGCAGCUGGCUGAGAAGGAUGACAUCAGAUACAGGACAUCCAUAGAGGAGAAGAUGACAGCUGCCCGGAUUAGGAAAUGCCACAAGUGUGGGACGGGGCUGAUAAAGUCGGAGGGCUGUAACCGCAUGUCGUGCCGCUGCGGCGCCCAGAUGUGCUACCUCUGCCGGGCCGCCAUCAAUGGCUACGACCACUUCUGCCAGCACCCCCGCUCUCCAGGGGCACCCUGCCAGGACUGUGCCAAGUGCUCCCUCUGGACAGACCCCACAGAAGAUGAUGAGAAGAUAAUCCAUGAGAUUCAGAARGAGGCUGAAGAGGAGCAAAGGAAGAAGAACGGGGAGAACAGCUUCAAGCGCAUCGGCCCUCCCGUGGAAAAGCCCGUGGAGAAGAUCCAGAGGAUCGAAGUCAUCCCCAGGCCKGUCCCUCAGAACUUCCACCAGCCCCGGAUGCCCCCGUACCCCUUCGUGCACCCGCCCUUCCCCUUCCCCCCYGUGCGCCCCAUGUACAACAACAUCCCCCUCAACAUCGGCCCCAUCCCYGCGCCCUACGUGCCCCCGCUGCCCAACAUGAGGGUGAACUUUGAYUUCCCCCAGAUCAACGUGCAGCUGGAGCACAACCUGCCUAUGCACUUUGGCCCCCAGCCCCGGCACCGCUUCUGACCCGCCCCAGCAGCGCCGGGCAGAGUCGCCGCAGGGCCCCAUAAAAUCCCCCUUUCCCCACUCCAGCCCCCUUUGGGGUUCUGCCAGCAGCCAGGGGAUUCUGUGUCCCUGCACUGCACCCCCUCGAGGGCUUCUCCAAACCUUUGCAAUUCAACAUUUCAACCUGUGCUGCAAACAGGGUUUGGUGCUACAUUUCCCAGGGGUGGAAUUCCCCCCUGUGCUGGGCAUCCAGAUGUUAUGUUUUGACAAAGCCUGUUCAGGCAGCUGUUGGGAGGAAAAGUGAGACUUUGUGGAACACAGGGUUAUAGCCGUUCCUUGGGGAAUUUCCAAAAAUCCUGCCUUCCUGCUGGCCAAAGCAGCUAAGUGAGUCKUGGGGGAAGGGAGGAGACACUUGGCAUCUGAGUAAGACCUUCAGGAAAGAGGUAAGAAGAGUUGGCUGCCCCAGCCUCCUGCCUGUGGAGAGGCACAGCACUAGGGUUCUUUUCUCCAGCAUCCCUGUGUCCUGCUGGCACCUCCCAGCAGAAAUAAAUUGUUCAAAAGCAGGCCAAUGUAGCAUUUUAAUGUUCCUCACUCUCUGAGCAGAGCGAGGGGCUGCAGCAGCCAUCCAUUGCCCAGGCCUUGGUAGGAAGCCCCGAGCCAUGUUCUGUUGGGGGUGUUAGGAAGUGGCAGGAGAUUUGGGCACCCAAAUUUUUGGCUGGGCUGAACUUGCCCCCUUUGAAAGGCUCAGUUUUUUUCCCCCCGAGGUGGGAGCCUCUCAGCUUUUGAAACGUGGCCUUUGCUUUGCAGUUCUCAUCUGGCAUCCCAAACCUCCCCCAGCUUCUGGCAGCAGAGCUCAGGCAGCUGCUGGAACCACCUGGAGCCAAAGCCUGUGCCCUUCAGUGCAGAAAYUGCCUGGGAAACACCCAGAUAGACGUGUAGGCAGUGAUGUGUCCUGUGGUAGGAAAAUUGGGAAUGUUCCCUGAAGCUGCAGCAAAUUGGGAGCCCCCUAACUGAACCCCCACACCCAAUGGGCAGCUGUAGCCUCACGCUGCAGGAAGCUGGCUGCUUCCACAGCACCAAAUAACUCAUGAAAAUGUGUGUGUCAGCUUAAUUGGCUUUGRAAAAGUGUGUUAAAAGUUAAACCUGAGCAUUGCUGGGCUUAGGAAGUGAGGGAAAAGCAAAACUUCCCUGUGAGAUGCAAGGGGUGCAGUGCUGGGCUGUGGGAGGAGGGUGGCACAGAGCCCUUUCUUGGCUGUGCUGUCUGCUACAGGCCCCAUCUAGAAAAGAAAACUGUUGGAGUGGGGGAAAAACCCUCUUCCCAGGAAUGUUGGGCUGGCUUUUAGCAGCCCGGUUGUGCUGUUGUUCUCCAAAUGUUUUGUUCUGGCCUUCAUCCUGUUCUGUCCUGCUGGCAACUCUCUGGGUGCAUUUCCCCUCCUGUUAUUCCCCUCUGUGUUUCAGCAUCCAGGUGUUUUGUGGGUUGAUUUGUUUUUUUCAGGUAAAAUUCCCUGUCUCCACCUCACAGCUCCUGCCAAAGCCCCACGUGCAGCAUUCCAGGACCCCCGGAUGCUCUYGGGGUGCAGAGGGUGCUGGACACAGGGUGUUGGUGGGAUGCUCCUGGACAGGGGUCUGGGACAGUGUUUAGGGACUGUUCUCCCAGGAAAAGUCCCCCAGACAGGAGRAUUUCCAUGCCUUUUGGAGCUUUGGAGUGUUUUUCCCGUUGCCUGUGGGUCGAACGUUCCCUGCGAGCGCUCUGGCUCCUCCGUGCCRUGGUCUCUCUAGCAUUAAUAACCAACUGCUAUUCCCUUGCUGCUGGAAUUUUCUAUUUGGAAUUGGUUUAUUCUUGGCAGCAGUCUGGGGGCUGCAGGGGUUUUAUCACUCGCUGCUCAGCUGGGCUUUGACCAGGUUUAGAUCUGGCCUUGCAGCGACGGGAGCAGGAAUCCCAYUGGAUUUGGGGAGGAAGGGCUUUGUCACAGCAGGUGCUGAGGAACCACACCCAGGUCAGAAGARGCAGUGGUGGCUUCCCUGAUGGAAAGGGAAUCCUGUUUGUUUAACAGCCAAGGUUUUCUGGGCUCAGGGGSUGGUUUGGCUGAGCCCUCCAGGCUCUCUGAGGGGAUGGGGCAGUGGAGGGGGCCAGCAGCCAGGGCACAGCUCAGCUGCUGAACCAGGGGCCCAAACUGUGAAGAAAUAGGAUGGUCACCCAGCAAAAAAUGAUGAUCCAGUGCCAUAUUCUUGUGCAUGUCCAGGGAUGUGAAGACACAGAGAGYUGAGCCUCAGCAGAGGGAAGUGCAGAGGUGGAGCAGAGAGGCUGGAGAAGGGUCAGGCAGAGGUGGAGAAGGGAGUUUGGUGGCUGUGAUCCAUCUGCUGCCCUGGCCCUGGAGGAGCCUGGAGGAAAUGGGGGGACGAGAGGAUUCCCUGUGUCCCCUGCCAAAGCCAAGGGCUUAUUUGUGUCCAAGGGAGGAGAAGUCAGUGCUGGUCUGUGUAUGGGUUCAGCAUGCCCAGCACUGCUUCUCUUACCAAGGAAACAUCCAGUGCACCAAAAAUUUGCAGCCCAAGCAAUUGGCUGCUUCUCCCCCUUAACCCAGGAGAUCUCCAGUUGUUUCUGAAUCUGUGUUGAUUUAUUUAAAAAAGAAAAAAAAAAAAAAGCCCAAAAGUUACUGAGCCACCCAAUCYGGCCUUGACCUGGUCUCUAACUCCUGCAUCCCGCCUUCCUUCCUGCCCCACAGUCUUUGGAACCACUUGUUUAAAGRUUUUGAAGGUAAUGAGGAGGUUGCUGUGCCCAGGCUGAUCCCAUAACAGGUACUUCUUAACAGCUAAUUGCAGUGUCCCAUUUACUUGCCUUAAAGGUGGAGAGAGAAAAUUUAGUAUUUGCACUUAGCAAAACGUUGUAUUAAAGGAAGAAAAAAGACUUGUAAAGAUGUGCAUGUUCUGCAACUUUGUAUAACAAUAAAUAAAAA